This is a messenger RNA of Saimiri boliviensis boliviensis (Bolivian squirrel monkey), 3202 nucleotides long. The record is from RefSeq and is a predicted model, not a curated record. NCBI's taxonomy places the organism in Eukaryota, Metazoa, Chordata, Mammalia, Primates, Cebidae.
GGUCUCGUGGGGGUCCGCGGGGCGCCGGAACGCGGAGCGGAAGCCGCAGCCUCGCAGGCCCCCGCUCAGCCAAUCAGCGGGCGACGGUGUUUUCAUCUCGGGUCGGAAUAAAAGGGCUGGAAUAAAAGAGGGCAGAAAAGGCGCCGGGCGGGCCCGACACGCGCGGAGCAGCCGAGGAGCGGGAGCCGGGAGCGAGUUCGGCGAGGGCGCGCGGGCAGCGGCGGCACUGAAGCGGCGCGGGGAGCAAACGACGGAACCCGAGGAACAGGACGGAGCGGUGGUGCAGAGCCGGAGCCCGAGCCGCGCCGCGCCAUGGCGCCCACCCUGGCCACUGCCCAUCGGCGCCGCUGGUGGAUGGCCUGCACUGCCGUGCUGGAAAACCUCCUCUUCUCGGCAGUCCUUCUGGGCUGGGGCUCGCUGCUCAUCAUGCUGAAGUCGGAAGGCUUUUACUCCUACCUGUGUGCUGAGCCAGAGAAUGUCACCAAUGGCACAGUGGGUGGCACGGCAGAGCCAGGGCAUGAGGACGUGAGCUGGAUGAACGGCUGGCUCAGCUGCCAGGCCCAGGACGAGAUGCUGAACUUGGCCUUCACCGUGGGCUCCUUUCUGCUCAGUGCCAUCACCCUGCCCCUGGGCAUCGUCAUGGACAAGUAUGGCCCGAGGAAGCUCCGGCUGCUGGGCAGCGCCUGCUUCGCUGUCUCCUGCUUGCUGAUUGCGUACGGAGCGAGCAACCCGAACUCCCUCUCGGUGCUCAUCUUCAUCGCCCUGGCUCUGAACGGCUUUGGUGGGAUGUGUAUGACCUUCACCUCAUUAACACUGCCCAACAUGUUCGGAGACCUUCGGUCCACGUUUAUUGCCCUGAUGAUUGGGUCCUACGCCUCCUCGGCCGUCACCUUCCCGGGAAUCAAGCUCAUCUACGAUGCUGGCGUCUCCUUCAUCGUCAUCCUUGUGGUCUGGGCCGGCUGCUCUGGGCUGGUUUUCCUCAACUGCUUCUUUAACUGGCCCCUGGAGCCCUUCCCCGGGCCGGAGGACAUGGACUACUCGGUGAAGAUCAAGUUCAGCUGGCUGGGCUUUGACCACAAGAUCACGGGGAAGCAGUUCUACAAGCAGGUGACCACGGUGGGCCGCCGCCUGAGCGUGGGCAGCUCCAUGAGGAGUGCUAAGGAGCAGGUGGCACUGCAGGAGGGCCACAAGCUGUGCCUGUCCACCGUCGACCUGGAGGUGAAGUGCCAGCCAGACGCUGCAGCGGCCCCAUCCUUCAUGCAAAGCGUGUUCAGCCCCAUCCUGCUGCUCAGCCUCGUCACCAUGUGUGUCACCCAGCUUCGGCUCAUCUUCUACAUGGGAGCCAUGAACAACAUCCUCAAGUUCCUGGUCAGCGGCGACCAGAAGACAGUGAUGGCCACGGUUGGUCUCUACACCUCCAUCUUUGGCGUGCUCCAGCUGCUGUGCCUGCUCACGGCGCCUGUCAUUGGCUACAUCAUGGACUGGAGGCUGAAGGAGUGUGAAGACGCCUCCGAGGAGCCCGAGGACAAAGACGCCACCCAAAGUGAGAAGAAGACGACGCGGGACCGGCAGAUCCAGAAGGUCACCAACGCCAUGCGGGCCUUCGCCUUCACCAAUGUGCUGCUUGUAGGCUUUGGGGUGACCUGCCUCAUUCCUAACCUGCCUCUACAGAUCCUCUCCUUCAUCCUGCACACGAUCGUGCGAGGAUUCAUCCACUCCGCUGUUGGGGGCCUGUAUGCCGCCGUGUACCCCUCCACCCAGUUCGGCAGCCUCACGGGCCUGCAGUCCCUGGUCAGCGCGCUCUUUGCCCUCCUGCAGCAGCCGCUGUUUCUGGCCAUGAUGGGUCCCCUCCAGGGAGACCCUCUGUGGGUGAACGUGGGUUUGCUGGCGCUCAGCCUGCUGGGUUUCUGCCUGCCGCUCUACCUGAUCUGCUACCGGCGCCAGCUGGAGCAGCAGCUGCGGCAGAGGCGGGAAGACGACAAGCUCUUCCUCAAAAUCAACGGCUCGUCCAACCAGGAGGCCUUCGUGUAGCGGCCACCACCUCGGGACUGCGGCCCUGCCUGUGCGUCCGCGGCUGACCCUGCCCUGCCCACCCCAGAGGACCCCACGCACCCCAGGACCCUCGCCAUCCCCGGCUCCCUUCCGGGGCCGGUCCUGCCUCGGAGUGCAGGCGAUGGAAGGACCGGAGAGGGCCUGGGACGUUUCCAUUUCCUCCUGCUGAACACAGGGCUGCCCGCCCGGGAGGGACCCGGGGGCUGGGGUCUCCGCGGUGCCUGCGGGAGGAGCCAGGAACCCUCCCGGCAGCACACUCCUGCCAGUGUCUGGAUUCUGCCUCUUGCCAAAGCAGAGGGGGCUGCCAUCCACUGCCCACCACCUGCCCCCAGCUGCGUGUCCAUGGCCACACCUGCCUGAGGACAAAGGCUCGCACUGUCUCGCUGCGCCUGGCCCCUCUCCGUCCCCGGCUCAUCUCGGCUGCCUGAGGAAGGACCUGAGGAAGGAAGGGCCUGCUUCCUGUUGUUGGUGCUAACUCCUUUGUCAUUCCAGCCCCUGUGUCCUGGCCAGGGCCUGUCCGGCCGGUGCAGAAGCCCCCUGGCUUACGGCCCGGGGAGGGGAGAGCGGGCUGGUUGGACAUGGUGGCUGUGCCCCUUGCCUCCUCCCCCAGGGCCUACGCGGGGACACGUUUCCAUGGCCACCCUCAUCCUGUCUGCCACCUGAAGGGAAUUUCAGGAGCACCGCCAGAGCCAGGGCACCGCCAGCAUACACACAACUACUUUUGUGGGGGUGGACGUAAGGCUGUGGUCGGCAGACGUGGAGGUCCAGGCCUGGGUGGGGCCGUGGAUCAGUGUGUGGGGUUGGGGUGUACAGGCGGGAGCCGCCAGGCCUCCAGCCCAGCCAGUGCCCAGGAGCCACCCUGGCGUGGGGCCAGGAGCUCGUCCGAGGCUGCAGGCCCACAGCACCCCCUGCUGGCGGGAUCCGCAGGGCCCUGGAGCUGACGACAGGGGAGGCAGGGGCACCUGGCCCAUCAACCCACGCACCUUGACUGCCCCCAGAAAUGUGUCUUGAGACCUCCUGGGGGUGCUUAGAGGGGUGAGCUGAUGUUUGGGUUUUUAGUUAUUUUUUUUUUUCUCAACAGUUUUACCAGACUUCUUUUUAUAAAGCAAUAAAUCCGUUCUCCUCCUGGUAAGGGAUACCCCUCCUAGCA